Messenger RNA from Papilio machaon (common yellow swallowtail), 487 nucleotides. RefSeq lists its product as uncharacterized. The record is from RefSeq and is a predicted model, not a curated record. Lineage: Eukaryota; Metazoa; Arthropoda; Insecta; Lepidoptera; Papilionidae. The transcript has 2 exons. Bases 90 to 449 code for a protein of 119 amino acids.
UGAUAAUUCUAACUUUGCUCUAGUAUAAAAUACAGUGAUUCCUACAUAUUUGCACGCGGCUACGCUAUUAAUAAGACGUUUAUUGAUUGAUGCUCAAAAUAGUGUUCAAAAUGUCGCCUUUAUCAGUGUCUGUUUUAGUGUUCUGUGUAAUUUUCCUUGGAUGUGUAACCACUGAUCAUCUCAAUAUAGGUACGAGCGUGAACGGACAGUUGGCAUACGUCAGUAAUGUAAAAAUGUCCGCCAUACCAUUCAAGGUCCGAGUGAAAAAUGUAUUUUACACCAAUGAAACUAGCCCUAAAGUUAUAAAGGGUAUAACAGCCAUAGAUUCCCUCAACUCAAAAGCAAAGGCGACAGUAACAGCAGGCGGCGUUGGAACCACUUUCGCUAACAUUAAACUGAAGAGUGAACGCGGCGAAGGAUUGGAUUAUCAAAUACAAAUAUUUGUAUAACAUUUAUAACUAAUAAUUUAUCAAAAUAAAAGUAUUAU